CUCUCACCUCCGACCUCACCCAUCCCUCUCGCUCUCCAUCGCGCCAGUCUCCUCCUGCCGCCAUGGAUCCCGCACAGUACGCCGCAUACCAGCAGCAGCAGCAGCAGCAGGGCGCUGCCGCCGCCGGCAACAACGGCCAGCAGCGCCAGCAGGCCGCCUACUACGGCCAGGACGUCGAUGAGGACGAGUUCCUCGGCGACGACGACGUCGACCUCAUCCCUGCCGACUACAGCCAGCAGCCGGCCGAGGGCUACAUUGAUGAUGCGCACAGCGCUGCGCUGCUCGAGGCGCAGCACGCCCAGGCCGCCCAGGCGCAGGCCGCUGCGCUGGCGCAGGUGCCCGACCCCGUGCGCAAGUACAUUGUGCUCUUCCACCAGGCCGUGUCGAACAACUCGAUCCCCGAGAUCUCGAGCGCCUACGAGGGCAACUGGAACCGCCUGACGGAGAAGUACUACCAGAAGACGGAGUGGCCGGAAGCCGAGGUCAUUGCGCCGCUUGUGGGCGACGACCAGCGCUUCCUCACCCUCUACCGCGAGCUGUGGUACCGCCACGUUUACUCGCGCCUCUCGCCCGACGGCGAGGACCGCUUCCACUCGUACGACAACUACUGCGACUUCUUCAACUUCGUGCUGAACUCGGAGGGCCCGGUGCCGCUGGAUCUGCCGGCGCAGUGGCUGUGGGACAUCGUCGAUGAGUUCAUCUACCAGUUCCAGAGCUACUCGCAGUGGCGCAACAAGGUGUCGAACAAGACGGACGACGAACUGCUGCUGCUGCAGGACGGCGGCGUGUGGAGCUCGUACAGCGUGCUCAACGUGCUCUACUCGCUCAUCCAGAAGAGCCGCAUCACGGAGCAGCUGCAGGCCAUCCAGCGCGGCGAGGACCCCGACGAGGUGGCCGGCGAGUUUGGCUCGCGGCCGUUGUACAAGCUGCUGGGCUACUUCAGCAUCAUCGGCCUGCUGCGCGUGCACGUGCUGCUCGGCGACUACACGCUGGCGCUCAAGAUGCUCGACCACAUCGAGCUCAACAAGAAGAGCGGCCUCAUCAACCGCGUCACCGCCUGCCACGUCACGGCCUACUACUACGUCGGCUUUGCAUACCUGAUGCUGGGCCGCUACCCGGACGCCAUCCGUGCCUUUACGCACAUCCUCGUGUUCAUCAUGCGGCUGCGCCAGUACCACACGCGCAGCUACCAGUACGACCAGAUCAACAAGACGGCCGACCGCAUGUACGCGCUGCUGGCCAUCUGCUGCGCGCUGAGCCCCACGCGGCUCGACGAGAACAUCCAGACGACGAUGCGGGAGAAGUACGGCGAGCAGUUCAACAAGAUGAGCCGCGGCGCCGAGGGCCUGGCGGCGUUCGAGGAGCUCUUCCUCUAUGCAUGCCCCAAGUACAUCACCGGCAACGCGCCGCCGUACCACGAUGCCGAGGCGCUGCAGCAGUACCAGGACUCGCCGAUGCCCGACCCGGCGCAGCACCAGCUCAAGAUCUUCCUCGCCGACGUGCGCACGCAGCUCAGCAACGCCAACAUCCGCUCCUUCCUGCGUCUGUACACCAGCCUGGGCACCGACAAGCUCGCCAACUUCCUCGAGGUCGACGAGGAGGAGCUCAUUGAGGAGCUCAUGGUCGCCAAGGCGUGCAGCCGCAGUGUCAAGUGGAGCGAGGGCGGCCUGCUUGAGGGCGAGGUGGUCAACACCAGCGACCUCGACUUUGUCAUCGAUGGCAACAUGGUGCACAUUGCCGAGUCGCGCGUGGGCCGCAAGUUCGGCGAGUGGUUCAUGCGGCAAGGCAUCCGCAUGAACCAGACGCUCAACAGCAUCAAGAGCAAGCCGCUGCCCAUCGCCAGCGAGGCCACGCUGGCCGCCGCCGCUGCCGCACAGCAGGCCGCCGCCAACGCACAGGGCGCGGCGGGCGCGGCCGAGCGGGGCGCUCCGGCGGGCCGUGGUGGACGGGGAGGCAAGAGCGGAGGCGCACCGGCGUGGGGUGGUGCUGCUCAGCGGACGGCCGCGGCCUGAGAGGGAGGCUGGCUGGAGGGAUAUGCCUGGCUGCCGUGUAUGCGCGGGGCCGGAGCUGCAGGAUGCACGUCACUGCCUGCGUGGGCAGGCGUGACGCCAAAAGGUGCCGCUGAGGGGCAAUGUACCAUCAUUCUCGCGGACCGCGUCGUGGUGAGAAGGA
Tilletiopsis washingtonensis is the source of this 2172-nucleotide messenger RNA. RefSeq lists its product as hypothetical. Lineage: Eukaryota; Fungi; Basidiomycota; Exobasidiomycetes; Entylomatales. Gene Ontology annotation, cellular component: cytoplasm; eukaryotic translation initiation factor 3 complex. Gene Ontology annotation, molecular function: protein binding; translation initiation factor activity. The record is from RefSeq and is a predicted model, not a curated record. The coding region runs from base 63 to 2012 and encodes 649 amino acids. The transcript is spliced from 5 exons. Gene Ontology annotation, biological process: translational initiation.